AUGGAGUCACGAUUGGCAGCGUCAUCGGGGGCAGUGUCGUCGAAUCGCGCAUGCGAGAAGGCUGCGCUUGUCUCGACCUCCCAGUCCUCGGCUGCCCCGUCCUCAUCUCCACGUGUCAUUCCGAAAUCUCGCAGCAGCGGGGCGCUCCUCGCCUCAUGCCCCAUCCCGUUUAAGGCAGGAGUUUCUCCCCUUGCUCCUCCUGCCGAAUCAUUCAUGACCGCCUCGUCGUCCCUGUCGGGUAACCAGACGGUUGCGACAGACCCUUUUUCGCGUCUACCGGACGACGUGGUUAUCGAAAUUCUUUCGCAUCUGGGCGGCGGGGCGCCCGACGUGCUAGCAGCGUCGAUGACGUGUCGCCGAUGGCAGUCGCUCACUCGCGCCAUCCCCGUCCUGCGAUUCGUCCCGCGCGACACGAGCCGGGCGGGCGGAAGCGACUGCGCCUCCACGCUCCCCGCUUGUUCCGCCAUCCAACGCGAGGAGCUUGUAUCGCGUAUGUCGCUUGUUCUCUCUCGCUCUCUCAACGCCGCCGCGAACGGCGGCGGCUCCACGACAAUUAACGUCUGGGAGAACGAAGAUCUCAGCUUGCAUCUCGGGCAUAUUUCCCGCCACUGCAAGUCGCUGCGGUCGCUCACUCUCGGGUCGCUUUCUCUCGCGGCGCCUACGCUCGAGUCGUGCCUCCGUCCCAUGCCCAACUUGCAGGAUUUGUCGCUUUCCUGGAUCCACCUGACGAACGAGUGCCUUCAGAUGAUUCUCGACGCAACUCCGAAUCUCCGCCGCUUGACGAUAUUUAUGGCGACGGGCUGCCCGCAGAUUUCGCUUCGCCUGCCCGCUUCGUUGGAGCACGUUGACUUUGCUUACCUGCGCGCCGAGUCGUGCGCCUUCAUCACCGCCUCCUCGCUCAGAUCCGUGUCCAUUCGCGACAUGUUCGUGCGCUCAGUUACCAUCCAACAAGCCCCUCGCCUGCGCUACUUCGCCAUCGCCAGCGCCAGCCUCCUGGAGGUCUCGGCACCUGAGUCGUGCGAGAUCACCACCCUCGAUUUGAAAGCGGGUUCCUUCUGUUGGUCCUCGUUACAAUCACUCCUUCGCGGUUGCGGCACGGCUCUCAGCUCUCUCGCUCUUGAUUUCUUCACCGCGGGAUCCGGAGCGCUGUCGUCGGGAAUCUUCUCUCUCUUCUGGCUCGCCGCCAUGUGCCCCGCGCUUCGCGCCUUGAAUCUCGGCUCGCUGCCGUGGCAGCUCGUCCUCUCCUGGGCGACUACCUCCGGCGCGCUUCAGCCGGCGGCAUCCUCGGCGGGAUCUGCGGCGCGGUGGCCGCAACUGGAGGAGCUUAAGCUUAAGGUUCAGGAGCAGAGGCCCGAGGCGCUGCUGCUGCUGCACGCGCUUCUGUCGAAUGUGCCAACACUGAAGUCGCUUCAAGUGGCCACUGCAGUGGAUGAGGAGGAAGAGGAUGAAGAGGAAGUGGAGGAGGAGGAAGAGGAGGAGGAAGAUGAGGAAUUCGAGGAGGGAGAGGAGUGUGAGGAUGAGGACGAGGAAGAGGAGGUUGAGGAAGCCGAGGAGUAUGAAGGAGAAUACGAAGAUGAUGUGGACGAGGAUGAUUUGAUGGAAGUGGAGGAGGGUGCGGAGAGCUCUGACGAGUAUGAUGACGAGGACGAAAGCAUGCCGGUCCGGUCUGGCGGACCUGCCGUUCAGCGUCACAUGAGCCGGCAGGAGCUGUUCCUCAAGGGGCUUGUGUGCCUGCAGCAACGAUUUUCUGACGUUAACGUCUUCCUGCCGCUGCUCGCUCGCCGGUCUACUUCGUGA
Closterium sp. NIES-65 is the source of this 1797-nucleotide messenger RNA. The record is from the annotation of a GenBank genome assembly. Lineage: Eukaryota; Viridiplantae; Streptophyta; Zygnematophyceae; Desmidiales; Closteriaceae.